AUGCCGGAGCGCGGGGGGGAAGGGACGCUCGCGGAGCCAACACCAAACAAAGGGCACGCCAAACACCACAUUACUCCUUCCCCUUUCUUUUUCUUUCGGUGUUUUGUAGUUGCUGUUAUUGUUGUUGUUCCCCUUUCGAAUGCAGCAAGGGAAGCUUUAAGCUGGCAGAAGCCGCGGCGGCUCCAGCCCCAAGGUGCCACACCAGGCCCUUUUAAUGCUUACCAAGGGCGAGUCGGUCACUGCGGAAUGGGCGCGCCGCAGCAAAGCGCUCAAGAGUCACGCCCUUCGCCAGCUAUGGGGAAAUUGGCUCUUUGCGGUCGCUCCAGUUGUCGUUUCUACCUCUCGCUUCCUGCCGGUCGCCUGCGGCACCCGGGCGGACAUUGA
Messenger RNA from Trypanosoma grayi, 384 nucleotides. RefSeq lists its product as hypothetical. The transcript has a single exon. NCBI's taxonomy places the organism in Eukaryota, Euglenozoa, Kinetoplastea, Trypanosomatida, Trypanosomatidae. The record is from RefSeq and is a predicted model, not a curated record. The coding region runs from base 1 to 384 and encodes 127 amino acids.